This is a messenger RNA of Candidozyma auris, 1236 nucleotides long. It is a transcript of the gene TRM12, whose product is annotated as tRNA(Phe) (4-demethylwyosine(37)-C(7)) aminocarboxypropyltransferase. Gene Ontology annotation, cellular component: cytoplasm. NCBI's taxonomy places the organism in Eukaryota, Fungi, Ascomycota, Pichiomycetes, Serinales, Metschnikowiaceae. Gene Ontology annotation, biological process: wybutosine biosynthetic process; tRNA methylation. The record is from RefSeq and is a predicted model, not a curated record. The transcript has a single exon. Bases 1 to 1236 code for a protein of 411 amino acids. Gene Ontology annotation, molecular function: tRNA methyltransferase activity; S-adenosylmethionine-dependent methyltransferase activity.
AUGGGCACCCAGAUCGUUGUGAAGAAGCCAUUGUUGAUCAAAUUGAUAAAGAGCAAGCUUGAAAUAUCCGAUGCUCUAGAUAAAUCGAGGAAAAUAUCAAAAAAAGAUGGUAAUGCGUUGUUGUACUCCACAGCAUCUGUGUCGGAGUUGAGCACAUUGCUAAGAGAGUACGAGAAGGAGAUCAGCAUGACAGAGGAUGAUUCAAGGCCAAUUGAAAGAAAAACUCAUCUACGCGAUGAAGUGGCCGAUAUUAUAGGAGAGUAUCACAAUGAGCUACUAGCUACGGUGCCCAAAAAGUGGUCGUUGUACCCGCCAAUGGUUCUUUUUAACAACGGGACCUUCGAUACGCCAGACUGGGCAAAUUACUUUUUGAAGAAUGGGACAACAUUGCUAUUUGAUCAUUUACUGGACUCAUUCUUCAAGGGAUACACGCAUUACGCUGUGAAUAAACCUAUCAUAGAGGAGGAUGUCAUGCGCAGACCUUUCAGCUUGGUGCCAUUGCAUGGAGACUUUGGACCUGAGCCCACUACACAAAUGUUCGAAAGUCCUCUGGGCUUAGACAUUGAGAGGACCUUUUGGUGCACGGUAACACAGAACGGCAUUUCUCAGGAGUGGGCUCCUCGGUACACUAUGUUCUCCAGAGGCAAUAUCACCGAGAAAAAACGGCUUCUAGACAGCUAUAGGAACCUCACGGGCGAGAAUGUGGUCGACCUAUAUGCUGGUAUUGGAUACUUUACUCUCUCAUACUUGGCCAAUGGUGCUACAGUGUAUUGCUGGGAGAUCAAUCCAUGGUCCAUUGAGGGUCUUCUUCGCGGGCUCAAAAAGAAUGGGUGCAAAUUCUGCCUCAUCAAAGACGGAGACAACUUUGACGCCACCACCCAUUCUGAGGCGUUGGGCAGUGGAGUAAAUGCAUUCGUUUUUCACGAAAGUAAUGAGCACGCCGUUGAGAGACUCUCCAGGCUUGAUUUGGCCAUUGCACACUACAACUUGGGACUACUACCGACUCUGAGGCAAGGGUGGGAGGUAGUGAGAAGACUCGAAAGUCACAAGUCGAAAGGGCCAAAAGUUCUGCCAGCAUUGGUUCACGCCCAUGAAAACGUCCACAAGAAUGAUUUUGACCAGAUUGUGAAAGAGAUCGAGACCUUUUUUGAUGGCAGGGUCAUUCAGUUGAACAAAGUCAAAACAUUUGCUCCCGACAUCUGGCACAUUGUCUUAGAUGUUCAACUACAAAUCUAG